Prunus avium (sweet cherry) is the source of this 1175-nucleotide messenger RNA. RefSeq names its product CHY-type/CTCHY-type/RING-type Zinc finger protein. Gene Ontology annotation, biological process: protein ubiquitination; ubiquitin-dependent protein catabolic process. NCBI's taxonomy places the organism in Eukaryota, Viridiplantae, Streptophyta, Magnoliopsida, Rosales, Rosaceae. The record is from RefSeq and is a predicted model, not a curated record. Gene Ontology annotation, cellular component: nucleus. Gene Ontology annotation, molecular function: zinc ion binding; ubiquitin protein ligase activity.
GGGAAGUAAUGGAAACGUAACCCAUUUACGUGAUGGCUGUCUCUUUCUAAUUGAGGGAUUGAGACAAACGGAGCCAAACCAACAACCAACCCAUCCUUGCCGUAUCGGGAAACUUCCCUUCAUUCUUUUAGCCUUCUCUGCAAAUCUCCUCUCCAACUCUCAUGGAAGGCUCAGGGAAUGAACGUUUCGAUUUUGGAAAGAUGGGUUACGGAUGCAAGCAUUAUAGAAGAAGAUGCCAGAUUCGAGCUCCGUGCUGCAACGAGAUCUAUCCAUGUCGUCAUUGUCACAACGAAGCCACGAGCAUGUUGAGCAACCCUUUUGAUCGGCAUGAGCUCGUCCGCUACGAUGUUAAACAAGUUGUUUGUUCAGUUUGUGACACAGAGCAGCCGGUUGCACGAGUCUGUACAAACUGCGGCGUCAGCAUGGGGGAAUAUUUCUGUGAAAUUUGCAAAUUCUACGAUGAUGAUACUGAUAAAGGGCAAUUUCAUUGUAAUGAUUGUGGGAUCUGCAGAAUCGGCGGUCGUGAGAAUUUCUAUCACUGCAAGAAGUGUGGGUCUUGCUAUUCAGUUGGCCUACGUGAUAAUCACUUGUGUGUGGAGAACUCCAUGCGGCACCACUGCCCCAUUUGUUAUGAGUUCCUUUUCGACUCGCUGAAAGACACUACUGUAAUGAAAUGUGGUCACACAAUGCACUGUGAAUGUUACAAUGAAAUGAUGAAGCGUGACAAAUACUGUUGUCCAAUAUGCUCCAAGUCAGUGAUUGACAUGUCCAGAACCUGGAAGAGAAUAGAUGAGGAGAUAGAAGCAACAACGAUGCCUGAGGAUUACCGGUUCAAGAAGGUAUGGAUCCUGUGCAAUGAUUGCAACGACACUACCGAAGUUUACUUCCACAUUAUUGGGCAGAAAUGCAACCACUGCAAAUCAUACAACACCCGCACGAUUGCCCCUCCAGUUCUUCCUCAAUGACCAUGGUUCACAAUAUAUCCAGUCUGGUAGGCGCAGUGAAAAGCUUGUACCGUUAAUGAACAACGUAAAUGGGGAUUCGGUUUUUAUCCUCUCAAUUGAUUCUGUACCAUUGCAUUAUGAUUCAAAUGAUUGUAAUGCUGUAUGUGUCCGUCGAACUUUUUCCAGGCUAUUGUUGUUCUAUCAAUUUAUGUGGAACCCAGGUGAUGAGUC